CGCAAUCUUGCCAAUUGCCUUGCAACAUGCUUACCCUACCAUCCUUCAAGCUUCCCUUCUUCAAAUCCGAUUCAAAUCAAAACUACCCGAAGAUUGAUCUCCCACCCGUUGAAAUCCAUGACGUUGAGACCGCAGCCGAGAGACGAGCCCGAACACUCAAGCACCUCCUCAAAGCGAAUCACGCCAACCACUCCAUCAUUUAUCACCAGCUCCGCUUCCACAACCAUGCACCGCAUAUUCUGGGCUCGGCAUACAUCCUUGGAGGAACCCAUGAGCACCUGAACGAUAUCUAUGAAAGCGAAGCACAGGAGCUAGAACCAUGGCAUGAUUCCCCCGGCGAGAUAACCCUGGAUGACUGGAAGGACUUCUUGGGGAAGAGGGAGUAUCAACGUGCCUUCGUAGACUUUUUCGAGGACCAGCUAGUCACCAAGCGGUACGACUGGAAACUUCUGCUAGACGAAUACUUGUACGAAGGAAAGGAGCCAUUGAUUAAUGGACUAGUCUCGGGGCUCGGCCAUCCCCUCAUCCACUUGGGCUAUGCCUACGAACUGAAUUCGCGGACCGUUGCCAUUGAAGCUCUCGCACUCGGAACUUGCUUUUACAGCCCCCUCCACAAGUACUUGGACAACCCGUCAUACACCAAACCUAGUACCUGGCACUCAGCAUCGCUCAUUGGGAUACUCCAGAGGGUGAGAGAUGACAAGAGGUUUGAUGGACUCUACGACCAUCGCAGCGGAGACAUAAGCAAGGUGCUAGAGAAACGCGAAGAAGCUUUCUUGGAGUAUUGGAACACCUGGGAUCUCUCCAAUCCCAAAGAGCAAUUCGAGGAAUCACAGAAGACGGCGGUGGCCUUGUUCGUGGGUACGGAUCUUCCUGAGAAGGCCAAGUUCGAUUUCUUUCUCGUGCAUCUCUUGACCUCGUCCCACGCCGUUCGAAUCCUGCUUCCACUGGUCCCGGCUAAGUAUCAUAUCAAUCUCGUCCGACAAUGGUGGUUGUUCACGCUCGCUGUGUACAUUGCUCAAGUACGACCAGAAAUCAAACUAGAUAUGAUCUCAGACUACGAUCUGAAAGGAAGAAGUUGGAAUUUCGUCGUAGACAAGGCGCUCCGGUCAGCACACUCGGUCGAUGCGCACUUUGUGAAAGCAUUGCGGUCGAUGAAGGUAGCAGCAGAAACAUGGGGCGAUGAUUCCCAGUUUUAUGUCAAAGCUGCGGUGAAAGUUGCAGACGAAUUCGAGCACUGGGGAGGCUUUGGAACUGCUGAUGAUGUCAAAUACUACUACCCUGAAAGCCAGCAAUGUACAUGGUAGGUUGAUAAGAUAGAACGAAGUACUAAAUGAUAUGACGACGUUAUGAGCAAGCGAUCGACUGUGAUGUUUCAGGUUGUGUCUGGGCGAGUCUGAUUUUGUGUUUUGGAUAAAUAUCUCAAGGUGUCUGGCAGCCAGUCGUCACGACCUCCAAA
This is a messenger RNA of Lindgomyces ingoldianus, 1459 nucleotides long. RefSeq lists its product as uncharacterized. Bases 27 to 1307 code for a protein of 426 amino acids. Lineage: Eukaryota; Fungi; Ascomycota; Dothideomycetes; Pleosporales; Lindgomycetaceae. Gene Ontology annotation, molecular function: oxidoreductase activity. The transcript has 5 exons. The record is from RefSeq and is a predicted model, not a curated record.